Messenger RNA from Eutrema salsugineum, 915 nucleotides. RefSeq lists its product as uncharacterized. The record is from RefSeq and is a predicted model, not a curated record. Lineage: Eukaryota; Viridiplantae; Streptophyta; Magnoliopsida; Brassicales; Brassicaceae. Gene Ontology annotation, cellular component: nucleus.
AUGAAGAUGAUGAAGAAUGUUGCAAUUGCAACAGAGAGAUCUAGUUCUGAUCUUGACCGUUCUGUGUGUGCUGCACUUAAGGCCGCUAAUGCAAACAGCAUCGAUGGCGAUGAGAGAUGCUUCGAUAUCCUCCGUUACUUGAAGAGCUUGAAUCUCUCUGUCAAAGAUCUUUGCAACUCCAAAGAGAUAAUUCUUUUGGAGAGUCUGAGAAAACAUGAAAACCCUAAGCUUCGAAUGGGUGUUGACGUCUUGUUCAAGUCCUGGUUUAAAACUCUUUAUUGGAGCGGAAGAGACCUUCCUUCUUCUACUUGCAGCAAAGAUGUUCCCUUGAGUCUGAAGAAACCAAAGACUGGGUUUUUGAGGUUGAAGAAGAAUAAAGAUGAGAAAUCUCAGGCAGAUGAUGUUCGCAAGGCGAAGAAGCAAUCAGCUCUACCGGUGAAACUUUCUAAAAACCCUAAAUCUGAGGCUCAUGAAGCAGAAGAGAUUAAGAAAAUUUUGAAGAAGCCUGACCUUUGCAAGUCUGUUUCAACAACAUCAAGGCCUCUCCCGAUGAAAAAGCAGCCGCCUCUGAAAGUUUCUGGCAACCCUAAAUAUUGUCCAGCCGUGAAGAGGAACGAAACAUAGAUGUUGGAGCUAUUUGAAAUAGCGAAGAAAUCAGCAGAUGUGGCCAACGCAAAGGGACUUCUCGCGGCUAAAGCAGAGACAUCAAUCUGUGUAGAUACUCUCUCUUUGCUCAUCGGGUUCCCCAUCAGCUCUACAGCUCCUGAAACAAGGCGGAUCAUGGAGAGGCUUGCAUGUCUCACAAAGCACAAAGACCGCAAAAUCUGCAAUUCUGCAUCAGCACUUCUUCACCAUUGGAGGCAGAGCAUCAGAGAUGAACAACUCAAAGAUGCACGUAGAACUCAUGGAUACUAG